ACGGGAAGCGGCCGGAGUCACUGGGAGGCGCGAGGGGAGCCGGCGGGCGGCGGCCGCGAUGGGCUCCCGCGGCGGACACAGGGAGGCGGCGCAGCUGCUGAGGGCGAGAUGAAGCUGAGCAGCGAGGCGCUGCCCCAGAGGCGCAGCCCCGAGCCUGUCCUGCAGACCAUCUCCAGGGCCUUCAGCGACUCCGAGCUGAACAAGCAGCAAGGGGCGGAGAUAGCAGGAAACUAUAGCCAUACCGCUUUGUUUGCAAGGGCAGAGGAGCUGUUGGCGAAGAGGAUCAUAGAUGGAGAUCCUCUGGCAUAUUUUCUACAAGGGCAGCUGUACUUUGAAGAGGGGUGGUAUGAUGAAGCACUUGCACAAUUUGAAAAAAUUAAGGAGACGGAUUUUCAAGCUCUGUAUCAGCUGGGUGUAAUGUAUUAUGAUGGAUUGGGGACCAAAGAAGACCCAGAAAAAGGAGUGGAGUACAUGAAAAUAAUCAUCAACUCUAACUCUCCUAAAGCAAGACAUUUAAAAUAUGCUGCUGCAUACAAUCUUGGCAGAUCUUAUUUUGAAGGAUGUGGUGUUAAGCAUUCAGAUAAAGAAGCUGAAAGGCUGUGGAUUAUAGCUGCAGACCAUGGGAAUCCAAAGGCAAGUGUAAAGGCUCAAAGUACCCUGGGAAUGUUUUAUUCUACAUCAAAUCCAAAAGAUCUGAAAAAGGCAUUUUUCUGGCAUUCAGAAGCUUGUGGCAAUGGAAGUCUGGAGUCACAGGGUAUACUUGGUGUUAUGUAUCUCUAUGGACAAGGCAUACGUCAAAAUACAAAGGCUGCUUUGGAGUGCCUGAAGGAAGCAGCAGAACGUGGAAAUAUCUAUGCUCAAGGCCAUCUUGUGGAGUAUUACUACAAAAGAAAAUUUUACACAAAAGCUGCUGCAUUUGCCAGAAGUGCUGCCAAAUCUUCAUGCAGUGGAUGAGCAGAACAACAAAGAAGAGAGGCCUGUCUCUGUGAUUUAAUCAGUCAUUUCUCAUAGCCUGCAGCCAUCCUCCAUCUUUACCAAAAUACAUAGAAACUGGAAGUGGCUUCAUACAUAGAGACAGACAAAUCAAUGACUUGAAUAAAAAGUCCCUCCAAAUCCAAAGUGAACUUUCUUUUGAGUUUCUGAAGUGUUUACAUAAGGGUUUGACUCUUAUUUCCAUCCAGAAAAAGAGAAGUGCUGCUCUCCACUUCCAGUUUCCAGCUGGCCAAAAACCUGUCUGAAUAUUAAAAUGGCCCUCCUCUCUCCCUAACAGAGUUCCAACCACUGCCCAGAUAGCCAUCCAUUUACUUGUCAACAGCGCAUGGAUCCCAAUAUUUCCAAUACUUUAGGGAUUUCUUCUGGGAACAGGGAAAGACGACACCACCCCCCAUGGCCUUCUGGUCUUCCUCAAUCAGGUUUCUUUAGGGGUGGCUAAGUUAUCUAUAUCCACCAUUCUGCUGUUUUACUAGCCAGCAGGUCUAUUCCACUUCCCCUCAAUCUCCUCACUUUUUUUUUUAAUAGGCAGCAUUUUACUGUCUCCUUUUCCCCAGGAAAAUCUAAGAGUUUCUGUGGAUCCCACUGCUGAUCCAUCUGGCACUUCUAAGAUUUCAUGUGGUAGUACUUUACAGUACACCAUUAUAAUGUGUUCUCAAUUCAGAAAUACCACUUUGCUUCUCUGUGCAAACCGGAUAAGGUGCAAUCGAAGAAUUUGCCCUGCCAUGAUGGUUUAGGUUCAAGAAUACAUUCUGGUUGAGCUGAGGGCCAAGUUGACUGAUUUCUGUUUUGUUUACACAGUGUGUGAAAUCCAGAACACACUGGAGAGAAUUAUGUUGGCCUCAGUUUUACAAUUUCUACGUAACCAAAUGUCCCAUUAUAAACCCCCCAAAUAUAACGUUUGCUAGCAAAGCCUUACCAUUACAGAUUUAACCCAUCAGUCAGAUCAUUAAGUUUCUAAAGGAAAAAGAGACAAGCAAAGUGACUCUACAAGCUAUAUACAAAAUUCAUCCUUCAGGUGGUAAAAAAAUGCAUCUAUUUAUGAUGCUGCUGUAAAGCAUCUAAGGAGUGAAGAACAAAGGGAUGCUGCCAAGGAAAAUUACAUAGAACUAGGAGUGGCAGUAUUUCAAGAUUUGGAUUUCAGGUUCAACUUCUGACAGUCCAGAAAUUGAGAUGUUAGCCAAACAACCUUCUAUUUUAUUCACCACUGAAUCCCCAAAAAUCAUGCUGGUCUUGAGCCUAGGCUCCCAUUCUUUCACAUGCAGUGUAGAUAGAAUGAUAGCCAUCCACUGGCCAUAUCAAUCAGUUGGAGUUUGUCCUUUAACCACUGCGGUCCAGCAGGCUAUUCUGACAAUGAAAGGGUGCACCUUGUUAGCUGUAGUCAUCUUUUCACAAAGAAGCCGUAAUAGGUUAUAGCCAUAAAUAACUUCUGAAGGAAAAUAUAUUGUCAUUGUGCUCAAAGCAAUCCCAUCUCACUGGAACAGUAGAUGUUCUAGGGCCAGAAGUCUGCCAGCAGUGCAAAUAGUUGUCACGUCAGGCAUCAGCAUCUUCUUUGCUCCUGUCCCUGUGCUUUCCCAUGUACCUUUUGUACACCAAUUUGCUGCACUUUAUAUAAACAGAUACACUACUUUUGUAACCUCCAAGUCAAUAUGCCCUAAUUGCCAUACAAAUCUGGGACAUUUAUUUAAUCAGAUCAUGACAAAUUUCCCCUUUGCAGUCUUACAUCACUCCCACCAACAUAAAAGAGAGCUCUGUGUUAUCCACUUAUUUUCAGUCACAUCUCAGGGCAAGUCUACACUACAGCACUACUUCGGGACAGUUGCACCAAGGCAACUGCGCCACUGUAGCACGUCUGGUGAAGACGUGCUAUGCCAACAGGAGAGCGCUCUCCCAUUGGCAUAAUUACUCCACCCUGGUGAGAGCAUCUCCUACCGACAUAGUGCCGGUGUGGACAGCACAAAACUUGCAUUACUUGGGGGGUGAGGGGGCUUUUUAACACCCCUGAGCGCCGUAAGUUAUAUUGACUUGGGCUGUCGUGUAGACUUGCCCUCAGGCUCACGCCUUAUGUUUGGAGUUGGGGUUGGCCAUGAGUAUACUAUAGCCUUGAAGAAUUGUCUUCCUGUUCUAUAUAGCUUUCUUUAAACUGUGCUCAUCACCAUGGUAUCUCCUUUAACAAAACACUCACUAGACUGUGCCAAUCACCAAGUCCUUUGUCUGUGCAUGCUGAUUAAGGUUACUGGCUAUUAUUUGCAUUGGUAGGCUAUUAUAUUUUGAAAGGGAGGGCAAAAGUACAUUCCCUUGUUUUUCUUAUCAGAGGACAUUAAAUAUAAGCUGCAAGAACCAAAUUCUUUCUUGAUACUAGUUUAAUUUUUAAUGA
Molecule: messenger RNA, 3367 nt
Organism: Mauremys mutica (yellowpond turtle)
Lineage: Eukaryota; Metazoa; Chordata; Testudines; Geoemydidae
Gene: LRP2BP
Product: LRP2 binding protein
Exons: 8
Coding region: 109-954 (281 amino acids)
Molecular function (GO): protein binding
Source: RefSeq, a predicted model, not a curated record